Penicillium angulare is the source of this 1479-nucleotide messenger RNA. RefSeq names its product major facilitator superfamily domain-containing protein. The transcript is spliced from 10 exons. Lineage: Eukaryota; Fungi; Ascomycota; Eurotiomycetes; Eurotiales; Aspergillaceae. Gene Ontology annotation, biological process: transmembrane transport. Bases 1 to 1479 code for a protein of 492 amino acids. The record is from RefSeq and is a predicted model, not a curated record. Gene Ontology annotation, molecular function: transmembrane transporter activity.
AUGAACGCCGUGACCUCCACUAUAAUGACUGCCUCCAAGAAUCCGGGUAUCGCCCCGAGCGAGAAGGAUGACUCAAACGCUGCAGUACCGACUGUUUCCGUUCAGAAUGCUCAUAUGGUCAACCUAGAGCAGUACAGGGCGACUGUCCCGCUGUGGGAACGAGUAUGGAAGCACAGCUUGACUCAAAUGAUGCUUCUCAGUGUUCAGGCCUUUUGUGGGCCUGCUAUGGCCGAUGCAAUUGCUGGACUUGGUGGUGGAGGUCUUGCAACUCCGCAGGUAUCGAACAUCUCGAACGCAGUUCUGUAUGCCACGCUUUUCGUUGGAUGCUUCAUUGGCGGUCCAAUUGUGAACAAAUUGGGUGUUAAAUGGUCUUUGGUUCUUGGUGCAGCUUCCUUCCCCAUUCAAGGAUCAGCGUACUAUUGCAACAGCAAAUUUGGAAAUCAAUGGUACCUCAUCUUCAGUGGUGCUAUUAGCGGCGCAGGUACCGCUUGUUGGUAUGUAGCCGAGGCUGGAGCAAUCAUGACCCUUGCACCUUCUGGCGCCCGUGGUAAAUAUCUAGCCCUCUGGAUCGUGUCGCGAAAUCUUGGACAGUUGGUUGGGGGUGCGAUCAAUCUAUCAAAGAACCAUACUGUAGGAGAAUCUGGCGGAGUUACUCCUGAGACAUACUUGGCUUUCGUGAUUAUCGAGUCUCUUGCGCUUCCAUUUGCGUUACUCAUUGUGCCAUUUGAACGUGUCGUCCGAUCCGAUGGCACGAGAAUUGUUACAGCCGAGACUCUUUCAACGAAGCAGGAAUUUAGGCGCAUUGCAACGACUAUGACUAAGAAACUUAUUGUGCUUUCAGCACUCUGGGCACUUUGGUCCUUUUUCUACAGUGGUUCCUGGUCUACUUACUUGGGAACCUACUUCUCCGUUCGUGCUCGCGCUCUGUCAUCGCUCAUCUCUCCAUUCUUCUGCAUCGUGGGAUGUUUUGGUCUGGGAUUCAUCCUCGACAUGAAGAGCCUCAGUCAACGUCGCCGGGCUCAGAUUGGUCUAUAUAUAGUUGUAAUUCUCAACGUCGGUGUUUAUAUCUGGUCCAUUGUCAUGCAGACAAGAUUCAAUCGCCAUGAUCCUGGUGAUAUCGACUGGUCCGAUAGUCUAUAUCCGUCGGCUUUCUUGCCUUAUUUCUUUGUCCAAACUACAGGACCGCUAUCUCAGUCCUAUAUGUAUUGGCUUAUUUCUUCGUUUGCGACAGAUGCCCAAGAAAAUGUUCGUAAUGGGGCUGCAUUCAGAUGCAUUGAAGCUGUUGGACAAGCCAUUGCUUAUGGUAUGAAUACUCAGACGACGAGUGAUCCACUCACUGGAUUCUGUGUAUCAUUUGGGCUACUUGCAGCUGCUUUGCUCCCGAUGAUUAUUCUUGUGAACUCGACGCCAGAUCGUAUCCCUGCUGAUGUGGUUGCAGAAGAGCAAGAUGCAGCUCGUGAGAAGAUUGCGAGUGCAUAA